AUGCGGUUUGAAAUUCAGUUCGAGCUCAAGCACGUGGGAGACUAUCAGGUCGAGAGCUUCUUGACAGUCAUCUGCAAGCACGACAGAUCUGUCAUCUAUGAGGUGUCCAACACCACCGCCUGGCUCACUGUGCUUGAGAUGCCUCCCGGUCAGCGACUGCCUCAAGUCUACCUCCUUUCGGUUCCCAAGAGCGGCAAUACGUGGCUGCGAUACAUCUUGGAGAACAUUACAGAGUCGCCAUCAGUCGGAGACAGGCCGGUGCUCGCAGCGUCAGGGAUCAAAGACCCUUACAAGUAUCCAGCCUUCCUGGUGAAGAAGCACAGGAUCGACCUCUCUCAGGUCGUUGCAGGAGAAAAAGUCAUCCUCAUCAUCCGAAAUCCCAUCGAAUCUGUUCUGAGGCACAUUCGUCACUUCUCUUACAACGCCAUGGGACUAAGCGAGGUGAUUGAAAAUAUCAUAAUCAACUGGAAGGCUUACCAAGACUUUCCUGGGCCAAAGUUGUUAAUCAAGUAUGAAGAGCUGAUAGAGAAAAGUUCUUCAUCGUGUCAAAAUCUUCUUGGCAGAAUAUUUGACUUCAUCGAUAACGGGGACUAUUCGACCAGAAUACAACAGUUCUGUGACGAGCUCGGAAUUCACAAGGAGAAGUCCCGAAGACAUUACACGAAGGUACUAGGCCUCAUCAUCCACAACAUCAGCGACGGGCUUCAUCAUGAACGAGUGCUGCGGGAGAAAGAUCCAGCGCUGCUUCAAGUGGCUUUAGAAGAGGUAGAGGAGCAACCGAUCCUCAAGGAAAUCUACACCUUACACUACCUUCAGAAAUAA
Guillardia theta CCMP2712 is the source of this 822-nucleotide messenger RNA. RefSeq lists its product as hypothetical. The transcript has a single exon. The record is from RefSeq and is a predicted model, not a curated record. The coding region runs from base 1 to 822 and encodes 273 amino acids. Lineage: Eukaryota; Cryptophyceae; Pyrenomonadales; Geminigeraceae.